AUGCAUUCUCCCAUCAUUGGUAUUGAUUUUGGAACUACGAAAUGCUGUGUUGCCGUCGUCAAGGAUGGGACUACACAUUUGAUUCCAAACGAACACAAUGAAAUGAACACUCCUACGUGCCUCGCAUUCACUGAUACACUGCGAUUGAUAGGAAAAAAUGCAAAAGACCAAAUUCUGGAGAACGCAGAGAACACAUUAAUUGGUUUCAAGCGUCUUAUCAAGGAAAAGCCACCACUACCACCGAAUUGUUAUUAUAGACCUGAUCCAUGCUAUCGGAACAUCUAUCGGAAUAACGUCAUCUGGAAUGUUCGACCAGAAGGCCAGAUCAACUAUCGAGCAGAGAAAUUGUCUAUGAAGCCAGAAGUGAUGACAGCUAUGAUGCUGGAACAAUGCAAAAUCGACGCUGAAAAGUAUCUAGGAACAUCAGUGAAAGAUGCAGUCCUUUCAAUUCCAUCUCACUUUAACGAUUAUCAACGUCAAGUAAUCAAACAAUCAGCAACGAUUGCUGGACUUUCUGUUCGUUGCCUCGCCAGUAGCUCCAUUCUUGGUGCUCUCGAUUAUGGAACUAAUCUGGAGAAGAAGAAGGAACCUCGUAUUGUGUUAGUUUUUGAUAUGGGCGGUGGAUAUUUUGAUUUUGGACUUGUAAGAAUCGAAAACGAAACGUUGACAGUGUUGGGUACAAGUGGAGGUAACAUUGGAGGAGAAGACUAUUUGAACCAAAUCGUUUGGAAAUUUGUGGAGGAAAUCAAAAGCAAGCAUGAGAACAACUUUGUUUUUGAUGCCAAUUCUGUUCAACGUCUUCGAUCGGAAUGCGAAAAAGUAAAAAUCGCACUUUCGAAACAAAACCAAGUUUCGAUUUCCAUUGAUGCUCUUUUCGAAGGAAUUGAUUUCCGUUCGAGUAUUUCACGAUAUGAAUUUUACAAACUCACAUACCAUCUCAAUAAGCAGAUCAUCGAUGAUUUCAAUGAAGUUUUAAAUUCUAGUUCAACGAGAAAGGAAAAGAUUGACGAAGUUAUUCUGAUUGGAGGAGCCAGCCAGAUGCAUGAAAUUCGUAGAUGGCUUUUUGGAUAUUGUCAACCAGAGCAAUUCAAGUGUCUGAGUUCCACCCAUUCCAUUGCACGAGGAGCUGCAAUUCAAGGAGCUCGACUUGCUAAUAUAUUUGUGCACAAGAGCUUGAAUGUCGUGGGUAGCAAUAUGAAUGUCAACCUAUUCGUUGGUGACGGUGAAUCUCAAAACCACAAGGACAUCAUUAGUUUGUGUGACGGAGCCCAACAACAAAUCGACGCCGAUCCAGAAAUGAUUUUUGAGGUUUUAUUCAAAAAAGUUCACUCAACUCUUGGAACCGCAGUGAAACGUAGUAUCGACGCUAUGUCCGACGCUGCGGACAUCCAAAUCUAUGAAGUGUACAAUGUCUACGAUACCUGCGAAGCCUACAAUGUCUACGAAGUCGACCAGGUUCCGAUUUCCAGGAUUGGAACAACAAAACGGAAUGCAAUUGAGCUUGGUUGGGAUUCCGCACAUCUGACUACUACUUCCAGGGGGAAUUUUGGAGGAGUCAAACAAGUAUUUGAAAAGCAGGAUGACGAUGAGAUUCCGCCACAUGGAUACCGAGUCAGUGGGCUGCCGCGCAACGGAUUUGUGAACUUUCAGAACUCGAUACUCCAAUUUUCAAAAUUCGGAAUACUGGAAUUUCGAAAUUCCAGAAGCUCAGACACUCCAAAUUUCGGAGAUUCGGAAAAAAUCAGAAAAAUCUGGAGGUUUGGAAUUGAAGCACUUUUCUACAUUUCAACAUUAAAGAUUUUGAAAAUGUCCAAGAAAUUGCAAUUCAUAAUCCACGGUGUUUCAGGAAGCCUGGUCGGAAAACGCGCCCCAGCGAACUUAAUCUUGAAGUUUUUUUUCCCCCAGCAAUGUCCUUUCCUUCUCGAAAUUAGUAAUCCAGGCGGAUUCUCAUCAUCUUCUUCUGAUCAAGAAUCCUCACGGACCCCUCUCUCCGAAUUCUCGAUGCUUCGUCUCUUCUUUUUACACCAAACCGUUCAAAAAUGUAUGAACAAGAGCGAUUAUUAUAAAUAA
Messenger RNA from Caenorhabditis briggsae, 2070 nucleotides. The transcript is spliced from 11 exons. Lineage: Eukaryota; Metazoa; Nematoda; Chromadorea; Rhabditida; Rhabditidae. Gene Ontology annotation, cellular component: cytoplasm. Gene Ontology annotation, biological process: cellular response to unfolded protein; protein refolding. The coding region runs from base 1 to 2070 and encodes 689 amino acids. The record is from RefSeq and is a predicted model, not a curated record. Gene Ontology annotation, molecular function: misfolded protein binding; ATP binding; ATP hydrolysis activity.